UUAAAACACAAUGAGAAACGUCACGUGGUUUUGUAUUUUAAAACACGAUGAGAAACGUCACAUGGUUUUGUAUUUUAAAACACAAUGAGAAACGUCACGUGGUUUUGUAUUUCGAAACACGAUGAGAAACGUCACGUGGUUUUGUAUUUCGAAACACAAUGAGAAACGUCACGUGGUUUUGUAUUUCGAAACACGAUGAGAAAUAUCACGUUCUUUUGUAUUUCAAAGCACGAUGAGGAACAUCACGUUGUUUUGUAUUUCAAAACACGAUGAGAAAUAUCACGUUGUUUUGCGUUUUAAAACACGAUAAAAACACCACGUUGUUUUGUAUUUCAAAACACGAUACAAAACACCACGUUGUUUUGUAUUUCAAAGCACGAUAAAAAUCAUCACGUUGUUUUGUAUUUUAACACGCGCGGUUUGUAUAAAUACACUUGUCGUCUUGUCGAUUGAAUAAUGAUGCUUUUUAGCCUUGCAAUUAUUUCUCUAUUUAUUAAAUUUAAUCUGCAUGACGCAGCUGCUUUGCCUUACGAGUUAAAGGAAGACCGAAGCCAUCGUCACGUUCUCUCGAUUGCAGACGUAAAAAAAACCGAAGUGAGCAAACGUUAAGCAAAAUAAAACGACGGUGAAUAAAUUUGAUCGAAAAAUUUGAUGCUCAGUUUGUAGAAUCGACAGAGCUACGUUGCUAUAAUACAUAUUUCCCGUUGCUUAUAUACAUUAGGGGGAUAAAUUAUAUUUCAGCUGGUUGUACAUGUUGUCAUUGUUGUCCUGUACAAGCUCGUUGCUAUCGAUUCCACGCUACAGUCGAGAUUAAGCUAUCUUAACCAUGCCCAUCAGUUCGAGAUUUUUUGAGUGCCAUAUCAACUAUCUCGUUAAUCUUGCUCGGGAGGAGCCAAGACUUGCUGGAGGAUUGCUAACGAAAGACGCAGAACAUGGCUCUUCGAAGUGGUCAAAACGUUGGGUAAUUUUGUAUCAGAAUUUUUUAUUCACUUUUGAGAAUUCAUCCAGCGGGAAGCCUCUAGGAAUGAUUCUCCUAGAACAUUGUACAAUCGACUUGUUGUCUAUGACAAGACUUCGGGAUCUAUCUUGUAAGAACACAAUUUUCAUCGCGACAUCUGCAGAGUACGAGGUGACGAAAUAUUAUCUGCGUGCGAAUUCUCAAGAUGAAUGCGAUAAGUGGCUCGCUGCAUUGAAAUCUUCAAGCUAUUGCACACUUGAAAUGGAGAAGAAAGAAUUUGAAGCGAAAUAUUCUCUAUCCACUCGCAUACUUGAAGCAGAACAGACUGGAAAACAACAAUUGAUGAAUCAAUGUCUGGAAUACGACCAACGAAUCGCUGUCCUAGAAGCUCAGCUUUCAAAAAUGAGACGAGAGGAAUCAGAGGAACGCGCACAAGAGGAGAAAAUGGAGGGGGAUGAUAUAAAAAAGAUAAAAAAGGUUCAGAGCUUAGUUCGCGCCUGGUUAUGUCGACGUCGCUGGCGUUCGGUCGUGAGAGAUUACAUUGAUUCGGGUCACGCGGAAUGCAUCAGACAACGCAACCAAGUGAUCUUUCAUUUCGUCCAGGAGGAAGAACAAUAUGUGAAGGAUUUGUCGACGCUGGUCACGUGUUUUUUACGUCCUUUUCGUAUGGCAGCCAGCGCCCAGAAACCGCCCACGACUCACGAGGAAGUGAACUCGAUAUUUUUAAAUUGUGAGAUCAUACUCUUUCUUCACCAAAUUUUCUUGAAAGGAUUACACACACGAAUGGAGAAUUGGCCAACACUUAUACUGGGUGACUUAUUUCGCUUAUUGCUACCAAUGUAUGGUAUUUACCAGGAGUAUGUAAGAAAUCAUCAUUACAGUCUUCAGAUGUUGGCCGAAUGUAAAAAACAAUCAUCAAGCUUCAAUCGACUUCUUUCCAUCCACGAGGAGAAGCCCGGGUGUGCCAACAGAAGUCUUGAGACAUUUCUUACGCUUCCCAUGCAUCGAGUUCCAGGUUAUAUCAUCACUUUGCAUAGAUUGCUUGCAUUUACACCUCCUGAUCACGUGGACAGGGAAUGUUUGGAGUACGCGCAAGGCAUUUUGGAAGAACUGUCGAUGAUAAUGCACGAUGAAGUCAGCGAAACGGAGAAUAUCCGUAAAAAUUUAUCAAUUGAACGACAAAUAUUCGGUGGUUGUGAAGAACUACUUGACGUUCAACAAGUUUUCAUUCGUCAAGGAAGCCUCAUACAGAUUCAGGAGUGUUCUAAAAAACCGACAUUAUCCUUGGCGGGAAGAGGAAUCUUUCCCAACGAAAGAAAAGAGUCCCUACGUCAUUGUUUUCUGUUUUCUGGUUUGCUGUUGAUUGCAUCAAAAUCGUCCAAUGGAAAACUACAUCUUAAUAAGUCUACCGGAAAGUUGUAUCUCUCCGAAGUCACGGUGAUAGACAAUAUUCACGACGAAGAUUUAGUUUUAGAUGCUGCUAACUCUACGUGGAAGAUCGAACAGCCUUGUGGACUUGCUGAUAUGGCAUUAAGGGUCGUAAUACAUCCACGUGACGGCGAGCAGCCGCUGAAUAUUACUUUAGUCGCGCAGACGGCUCACGAGAAGGACUCUUGGCUCAGUGACUUGAAACAGUGCAUCGAGAAUAUCAGUUUCAUUAACAGUUUACAAGAAACAACUUUACCUAGCCGUCAAUGUUUCACUAAUUUAAGAAAUGAUCCCAGCCUUUACACUGAUGAUGUAGGCAUUAAGUACUCAAAAUGCCUCAACUCUUGUCGCAUUCCGAGGAUCCGUUAUGCCAGCGAAAAACGUUUAUUCGAACGUCUUUUGGAUUUAAGAUUCUUCAGCAUUGAGUUCCUUAACACCUUUUUAAUAACAUAUCGCAUGUUUACCGACGCAGACACGAUACUCGAUGUAUUAGAAAGGUUUUACUACGACAGACAAAGAUCGUGUUCUCUGCCUUUGACACACUCGGAUCUCUUCAACAAUACAAAUCGACGUCCGUAUUUAUUAAACGAGAAACAUUCGGCAACUAGCUGUGCCACUCAAAAGAACGACGCUGUCACUUCACUGUGUGAAGAGACAAUCGAUGACGAUCAAGAGACUCCAACUCGACCAACAACACUUGAAAUUCCUUCAUCCUGUUUCCAUCGUCGGCAUUCGUCUCCAUCGGCUCUUGGUGAAGGAAAUGCCUUUAAAUACCCAAAUUCAGUUGAAACGUCCGCUUCAUGUUAUUGCACUACCAACUUGGAGCUUGAAGAUGCUUGUGCAGUCUCUGAUGAUCUAAAGCAUUUACGACACCUUACGAACAGCAGCUCUUGCCUGCCACAAAAUGAAGAAGAACAAAAACUCCUUUGCAAGUCAGAGCGUUGUAAUAACAACAGUAUUUUCGCGGAUGAACUUGAAAAGAUUUCGACGACGUAAAUGGGAAAACAUAACAUAAAUAUGAAGCAUUCUGUGAUGAUACAAGAUGACUGUAUCCCUUUAAUUACCACAACUUGCUCCACUGACGUCAAGGAAAGAGUGUGUCACGUGUUUGAAGAUGACGAUGAUACAACAGUUGAUAAAGACGGCAAUAUUGAUACACUAGGGAUUGUAAAGGACUCUUUUGCUUCGAAAGUUCAUGCAAAGUUAACAAAUAACGAUGACAACAACAACGCGAGUGGAAUGUCCAACGAAGUAGAAUCUUGUGGUGAAUGUUCCGAAGUUUUCAAUAAGGACAGAGAUGAUGUUCAGAGCGUAAAAACCACAAAGUCUUCUCCCGGUCAUUGUGGCUUUUCUUUGGGUUUGGAACGGUCGAAAGAAUUACCGGAGAAAAGGCCCAACUCCUGUCCGAAAACCGUAGGGAAACGUCAACCACACUACCUCCCCAAAAUCCCCCAAGAGAACCCUAGUCCUAAGCAUAGCAAGAUGCGGUCAAAGACUUUACUCGAGCGACGAAAUCACGGAAAAACUGCGGCCAUGGCCAACACAAUUGAACUAAAACCGAAACGAAAAUUCACUUUUCCAAGGCCUCUAUCUCCUCGACUCGGUACCAGCUCUCCCAAACCUCUUUCCAGCCCCGGUGCUGUCGUGACAUCUUCACGGUCAUCUAUACGCAAGACGAGUAUAACUGCAGCAGCCGCUGCGUUUGCAGCUGCUACUGCAGGCGCACCGUGUUCUCCAUCAUCGCCUCUUACGUCAGCACACGCGAGAUUCUCUUUCCGAGAAGUUCAAAGUCCUCUCGCUCGAGUUUUGACCAUACUUCAUCACUGGAUUAUCAAACAAGGACAGGAUUUUCAUACAGUUGCAAAGCUAAAGUUACGGGUACAAAACUUUCUUGACGAUGUAAAAGAUUGCGAACGAACCACAAGUGAACAGCGUAGACUUUGUGAUACGAUUUCUCAAAUUCUUAAACGCCAUUCAUAUUCGAUACUCGAAGAGAAGUUGUUUCAAAGAUUAUUCCUGCAACAGACUCCGAAACCAACGAAGUUGAGUUUUGAUAAACUUUCCUCGAAUCAGUUGGCUGAACAAAUUACACUAACUGAACACCUCUUGUUUUCAAGAAUACCAUCUUACGAGUUUUUGAAUUUGGCAUGGAUGAAAGCGGACAAGGACGUCAAGGCUCCAAAUAUUUUGAGAGUCAGCCAAAGAUUUAACAUGGUGAGUCGAUUAGUUGCGUCGGAAAUCUUAAGUCGCAAUACGGCUUCAUCUAGAGCAACAACAAUUGAAAAAUGGGUCGUUGUAGCCGAUGCUUGUCGUCACUUGUGCAAUUUUAAUGCUGUUCUAGAGAUCGUCUCGGCCCUCAUGAGUAGUUCAGUCUUCCGACUUAAUAAAACUUGGGAAAAACUAUCGAAGCAGACAAGAGCCACGGUAGACAAGCUACAGGAUCUAGUCAGCGCUGACGGCCGUUUUAAGAAUAUGCGCGAGGCUUUGAGAUGCUCCAGUCCACCUUGCAUACCUUAUCUUGGCUACCUGCUUAAUGACCUUGCCUUCAUUGAAGAAGGAACAUCUAUGACUGACGAGAAUGGUCUCAUAAAUUUUUCAAAGAUGAGAAUGAUUGCUCAAGUUGUUGAGGAGAUACGUCAUUAUCAAGAAAUUAGCUACAACAUUCAACAUGACUCGAAUGUAACGGAUUAUCUCUUCAACGAAGAAAUCUUGAUGGAUGAAAAUUCGCUGUACAAAACUUCUCUCACUUGGGAGCCAAAGAAGCGUCCGUCUGUCAAAUUAAAAAAUCGAGAUCAUCAUGAGUGAUCCUCUUUUUGCUUUUAAAUUGUUAGUAAUAUGGAAAAUUUUUAUUUAGGUUGGAUUUAGCUGAACUUGGGGCAUAUUAUCUUUAGUACUCUGAAUAAAAACAGCACUUUAAUCUUCGAAUAAAAAAACAAAAGAAUUACUCCAGACGCGUACAACAUACAGAUCAGUGUCUUGGCUUUGUUACUUAGCAACACAGUUACCUAGCAACAAAGUAUUAAAUUUUUUAUCGUUGA
Messenger RNA from Xenia sp. Carnegie-2017, 5424 nucleotides. Its product is annotated as ras-specific guanine nucleotide-releasing factor 2-like. Gene Ontology annotation, molecular function: guanyl-nucleotide exchange factor activity; protein binding. Gene Ontology annotation, biological process: positive regulation of GTPase activity; Ras protein signal transduction. Gene Ontology annotation, cellular component: plasma membrane. The record is from RefSeq and is a predicted model, not a curated record. Lineage: Eukaryota; Metazoa; Cnidaria; Anthozoa; Malacalcyonacea; Xeniidae.